Messenger RNA from Salpingoeca rosetta, 1219 nucleotides. RefSeq lists its product as uncharacterized. The transcript is spliced from 5 exons. The coding region runs from base 68 to 1075 and encodes 335 amino acids. Gene Ontology annotation, cellular component: mitochondrial inner membrane. NCBI's taxonomy places the organism in Eukaryota, Choanoflagellata, Craspedida, Salpingoecidae. The record is from RefSeq and is a predicted model, not a curated record.
UUCAUCGUCCACAACAGAAGAGAACCUCGUCGCCUUGUCAGCAGGACAGAGAGAGAGAGAGAAAACCAUGCUUGUUGCUUCCACGCUCGGACGCACGGCGCUGCGGUGCCAGCGCGUCACGCUGAUGACGCUUGUCGCGAACCAGCCACGCAUCAGCGCCCCCUCCACCCUCACCAAAACCACACAGCGGGCGAUGGCCACGUUCCGCACUUCGCGGGCCGCGACAGCGCGCGUGGCAAAUGCGACGGCCACCGGAACCGGUGCCCGCGCGGCCUCGGGCUCCAACACACGCCGUCUUGUGCUUGGCGGUCUGGCCGGUGCAGGCAUCAUCACCGUUGGCCUCAUGGGCGCCACGAUGGUGCGCGGCCUGACGGAGGGCGUGCACGACAACACCAUGUGGGCGCCGUAUGUGCACGAGCGCGUUGCCAGCACCUUCACCGCCCUCGGCGUCGGUAUUGGUAUCACCGCCGUCGCCACCAUCGCCCUCUUCCGCACCGGUGCCGUGACGUUCAUCGCUGCUCGCCCGAUUGUGUCGAUGGUGGUGUCGCUUGGCGGCAUGAUUGCUGCCAGCACGCUGACCCGGAGCAUCGACCCUGCCAACCUGCCCCUCAAGUACGCCAGCCUCGCCCUCUUCAACUCCGUCGUCGCCUUCACCCUCACCCCGCUCAUGCUGCUCGGCGGGCCCCUGCUGCUGCGCGCGGCAGCCAUGACCGGUGGCAUUGUCGGCUCGCUCUGCCUCGUCGCGUCCAACUCCCCAUCUGACACGUUCCUUGCGUGGGCCGGCCCGCUGUCCAUGGGCCUUGGCGCCGUGGUCAUCUCGUCGCUUGGUGCGGCCUUCCUCCCCUCCAUGGCGGUUGCCUCUGUGCUCCACCAGGUAUCGCUGUAUGGUGGACUCGUGCUGUUCAGCGGGUUUGUGCUGUUUGACACUGCGCGCAUCGUUGAAGCGGCAAAGCAUGCCCCGGCCAACAAGUUCGACCCCGUGGGCGCAAGCAUCUCCAUCUACAUGGACGCCAUCAACAUCUUCGUGCGCAUUGCGCAGAUUAUGGCCAUGAGCGGGGGCAACAGGCGCAAGUGAUGGCAAUCAAGGAUGGAUGGUGUGGUGUGGUGUGUGACAGGAUGACUGUGGUGUGGUGUACUUGUGAUGGAAGGGAAUUCAACUGAUGCUGGUCAUGCGUGCUGUUGUGUACUUGUGUGUGUGUGUGUGUGUGUGUGUGUGUGU